Molecule: messenger RNA, 693 nt
Organism: Aspergillus fischeri NRRL 181
Lineage: Eukaryota; Fungi; Ascomycota; Eurotiomycetes; Eurotiales; Aspergillaceae
Exons: 3
Coding region: 1-693 (230 amino acids)
Source: RefSeq, a predicted model, not a curated record
AUGCACCCUACCCCUCAUCUGUCACCGACCAGCGAACUCCACUCAAUCCCCUACGCAGCAGCGCAACCAGACCCGCUGCGGGGCGAGGAUGAGCUCGCAGCCGCAGAACUCGGCGCCGCUGAAGCGACGGAUGUCACGCGUCGGCUGGCGAUCGUGCUCGAAGCAAUACGGACCGCGGGGUUUCAGGACUUCGAUGACACGGCGGUUGCGUACUACACCGCGCGAUUGGACAAAGGGAGCUUCCCGGCCAUGGUACAAUGCGCCAGCCGUGGCCGUCGAUUGAAGACGAUGCUACAGACCGUCCAGCGGAGUAGCCAGCAGUGGCUGCGGUGGGAGUCACAAGGGCUCCAGGAGAGUAUCUGCAAAGGCUCAGCAACCCUCUGCGUGGCCGAGCUGAACCGUUUCAGUAAUCGCAGCGUACAGGUUUGCGGCGAGAACGAGCCGGCCUCCCUCAUCACAGCGCUGGAGUCGCUACUGUCUAGUCACAAGGUGGGCAUGUUCGGAGAGACGGGGAUCCAAAGCCUGACCCCACCAGAAGAAUCGGGACUCUUGGAGCAGAUGGAGAACGCACCGGAUUUGAUGCCGUUUCUCUGGUCGCUGCUGACGGAGUUCGCCGGCACGAGGAGCGUGUAUUGCGACAGAGUCGCACGCCUUAUCCUUGCGAUCCUGCUGUAUGCUAGGAGUGCCCAAUAG